AUGCCGGCAGGGCACUUGGCCAAUGGGGAGCGCUGUUACGCGGUUGCCAGCCGGCCGGCUUGGUCCGCUAUCUCUGCCGCGGGAUCAGCUGUCCCUGCUCCAGCGGCAGCCGCGCGGCGCCCUCCUGGCCGGGAGAUGGAGACUCCCAGGAGCUGUGUUUGUACCAGGUCGGGUGGCGGUUUGGGAGUCGGUACCUGUGGGGAGGACAGUUUCCUGUAUUUUGCUUAUGGCAGUAACCUGCUUCGGGAGAGGAUCCUGCUAAAAAACCCAUCUGCCACUUUCUAUGCUGUAGCCAACUUGCAGGAUUUUAAACUCGUUUUUGGCAAUCAUCAAGGCAAAGCAAGUUCUUACUGGCAUGGAAGUACAGCUACCAUUGUUCAAAGCCCUGGAGACGAAGUGUGGGGAGUAGUAUGGAAAAUGAACACUAGCAAUUUAAAUUCGCUGAAUAAGCAAGAAGGAGUUGAAGAUGGUAUUUACAGUCCAAUAGAAGUCAACGUUCCAACUCAAGAGGGAAAAGUACUGACCUGUCGAAGUUAUCAGAUGAAUGAUUGUGUCUGUGAUCUCCCAUCACCACAGUAUAAAAAAGUCAUCUGUAUGGGUGCAAAACAGAAUGGCUUGCCAACUGCCUAUCAGAAGAAAUUAGAAGCUAUAGAAACGAACAACUAUGCAGGACCAUUAUCAAUCUUUGAAGAAAUUGAAGCUGCUAUUAAAGAGAAGGAAACAACAACUCAGUAGAAAAGGCUGAAUGAGUAAAGGCGUGGAAGGCAAGCACCUCCAGACUGCUGCAAUAGUUGGAGAGGGGAAGGAAUCCAAACCCAAGAACAAUAAAACUUGUCAAGUGGGCUCACUAAAGAACAGCAGACAUAUUGACGGCCUUGG
Molecule: messenger RNA, 879 nt
Organism: Emys orbicularis (European pond turtle)
Lineage: Eukaryota; Metazoa; Chordata; Testudines; Emydidae
Gene: GGCT
Product: gamma-glutamylcyclotransferase
Exons: 6
Coding region: 1-735 (244 amino acids)
Molecular function (GO): gamma-glutamylcyclotransferase activity
Source: RefSeq, a predicted model, not a curated record